CUUUGGUAGUGCACCUUGCUAGCUGUUGUACACCGUGAGAGCCAAGCCAUUCAAACUAAGCAGUUAGCCGAAGAUCUAAUUUGACACAAGCCCUCACCUUCGGGGACAGUUAGCUUAAACAAGGCGCUCGUGAACUCGCGCGGACAGCUAUCUGGGAGCCGACAAAGGAGAAGCAGCAAAGAUGUCCAAAGACACGGAAGGCAAGAGCGAGAAAAUCAUGGAUAUGGAGAGCAAGGUGUUGUGGUACCCGGACUCCAAGAAGAACACACAGAUGGACAAGUUCAGGAUACAGAUCAACGGGGAAUACGGGCUUAAUCUCGUUAACUACAAUGAUCUGUACCAGUGGUCUGUGGACAGUUAUUCACAGUUCUGGGGAGAGGUGUGGCGCUUUUGUGGAGUUGUCAGCUCCAAACCUUAUGAAGAGGUUGUGGAUGUAUCCAAACGGAUCUCAGAUGCUCCAGAGUGGUUUAAAGGAGCUCGGCUCAACUACGCUGAGAACUUGCUCAAACAUGCAGACCAGGACAAAGUAGCUCUCUAUGCUGCAACGGAGGCAAAUGAUGAGAUUGUGAAGGUGACGUUUGGGGAGCUGAGGCGUGACGUGGCAUUGUUUGCUGCUGCCAUGAGGAAGAUGGGCAUUGAGACUGGAGACAGGGUUGUAGGCUACCUUCCUAAUGGUAUUCAUGCGUUGGAGGCCAUGUUAGCAGCAGCAAGCAUUGGAGCAAUUUGGAGCUCCACAUCUGUUGACUUUGGAGUCAAUGGUGUCCUUGACAGAUUUUCUCAAAUCCAACCCAAACUGAUCUUCUCUGUUGCUGCUGUGGUUUACAAUGGAAAAACACAUGAUCACAUGGAAAAGCUGACCAGUGUCGUCAAAGGUCUGCCUGACUUGAAAAAAGUAGUCGUGAUUCCCUAUGCUCGCUCCAGACAUGAGACUGACCUCUCCAAGAUCCCCAACAGUGUAUUCAUAGAGGAUUUCUUGGCAUCUGGGCGUGGAGAGGGCGACCAGUUUCCCCAGCUAGAGUUUGAGCAGCUUCCAUUCAGUCACCCUUUGUUCAUCAUGUACUCCUCCGGCACCACAGGAGCUCCUAAAUGCAUGGUCCACUCUGCAGGGGGCACACUCAUCCAACACUUGAAAGAACACAUUCUCCAUGGCAAUAUGACCAGCAGUGAUGUCAUCAUUUACUACACCACGACCGGCUGGAUGAUGUGGAACUGGCUGGUGUCCGCUCUGGCAGUUGGAGCUUCAGUGGUUUUGUAUGACGGUUCCCCACUAAUGCCCACACCCAAUGUACUGUGGAACCUGACAGACCAGCUGGGCAUCACUAUCUUUGGUACGGGGGCCAAAUGGCUGUCUGUGCUGCAGGAGAGGAACCUAAGACCUGCGGAAACCCACAACCUCCAGUCCCUCCACACCAUCCUUUCUACUGGAUCUCCUCUCAAACCUCAGAGCUACGAUUAUGUUUACCGCUGCAUCAAGAGCAACGUGCUGCUGGGCUCCAUCUCAGGUGGCACUGACAUAGUGUCAUGUUUCAUGGGUCAGAACCCAACAGUCCCAGUGUAUCGGGGUGAGAUCCAAACAAGAAACCUUGGCAUGGCAGUGGAAGCCUGGAGCCUUGAGGGUAAGCCAGUAUGGGGAGAGAGUGGGGAGCUUGUGUGUUUGAAGCCGAUUCCCUGCGCACCUACACACUUCUGGAAUGACGAGAAUGGGAGCAAAUAUCAUAAAGCGUACUUUUCUACUUAUCCUGGCGUGUGGGCCCAUGGAGACUAUUGUAAAAUUAACCCGAAGACUGGAGGCAUUGUCAUGCUGGGCAGAAGUGAUGGAACUUUGAACCCCAAUGGAGUCCGAUUUGGCAGCUCAGAAAUAUACAACAUUGUGGAGGCAUUUGAGGAAGUGUCAGACAGUCUCUGCGUACCUCAGUACAACUCAGACGGAGAAGAGCGAGUUAUUUUGUUCCUAAAGAUGGCACCUGGGAAGCCCUUCAGUCCAGAGUUGGUGGGGAACAUUAGAGGGGCCAUUAGAAAAGCACUGUCUGCCCGACAUGUCCCUGCACUGCUGCUGGAGACCAGAGACAUUCCUUACACCAUCAGCGGUAAGAAAGUGGAGGUUGCUGUGAAACAAGUGAUUGCUGGCAGGGACGUGACUCAGAGAGGAGCUUUCUCCAACCCUGACUCACUGGACCUCUACAAGAACAUUCCUGAACUGCAGAACUAUUAAUGAGGAGCUGUAAUGGACCUGAAAACCACCUGAAAAUGAUAAUGUUUUUAAAUGAACUUUAUUUAAUAUCCCAGUUACAGGGACACAUCCUGAUGGGUUAUAAGGAGAAUUUCCAGUGCAAAGGCCCCCUGAGCUGUGUACAUGGUAUGAAAAGGAAUAUAUAUAUUAACAAGGGAACAAGAAAGGUUUAGUUUGUCAGACAGAAACUUAAAAACAUAAGGCAUUCAGCGUUCUUGGCUUGCUCUCCGUUAAGUCAUCAAACAGCUGCUUUUAUCCUACUGUGUUGUGCAAGAAAAUGCUGAACUGGAUUCAGCUUUGUAAGUUAUGUGAUGUGCACAGCCUGUGAGGCCAGCCAGUGAAGAGUCAUAUCUCUGUGCCGCCUGUUGUUGGUUUACUGAAAAUCCCUGUAAAUGUUUACAUCCUCAGCUGUGGUCAUAGCAACACCGUACCAUAAUUAUGUGGGCUGUAUUGCUUUAUUAAAUGUGUAUAUUAGAAUAUAUAUUUUUUGACUUUUGAAUUAGGUUAGCCUUAUAAUUAUGAAUUUAAAAAGUGACUCAAACACUUAUUAACCAAAUUGAGAGGUAUUCUGACGGUUGUAACAUGUCAGGAUGUAGCUUGAUGAAAUGAAUUAGUAAUUCCAGAACAGACUAAACUUACUGAACUUUGUCCUCACACAAAUUGUGUUUCCAUAUGUUGUGUUUGGCAUUAUGAAAUCAUAACCAUCUUUUGACUCUGUUACUUCAGAUUCUGUUUCACUCCACCCAAGACAUCAAGGUUUAAAUUAACAAAUCUCUCAUUUGCCAGAUUUAUCAAGGCAUCAUGCAAACAGAUCAGUGUCAGUCUAAAAAGCAGCAGGUAUUCAUUUUAUCUCAAAAACCUUUUGUUUAUUUGUUUCAUGUCUGCUUUCCAUGUUGGUUGUAACGCUAAGAAAAACUGCCUUUUUUGCUUUGUAAAUAUGACAGCUGAGUAAUUUAUUCAAUCUAUCCUCUUGCUGUGUGGCUAAUUAAUGCUAUUAAAAAUUAAUGGAGUGGGUUUGCUCACUCGUAGCACUAUUGAGAAGCACGGGUGAGAAAUAACAAAAACAGCUGGGUUUUGUGUCAUGUUGGGAGAAAUUUGACCAGAAUGUGAAUCACAGGUAUUAAUUUCAGGGAAAUGUUGCAUCCUUGGAGGUCGCUGUUCUCUAAAGAACUGUGUCAUUACUUACUGACACAGAGGUAGCACUUUUCUUAUUGGACUUUCUUGUUUUUAAGGACUUUUUCUGUCUGUCUCACUGGUUCUGUUUCUAUUUUAAACAUGUAAAAUGGUAUAGAUAUUAAAUCAAUCCAUAUUCAUAUUUCCUCCUCAGAUAAGAUACCUUUCUCUUUAAAGGCACCCUGUGGAGCUUCUGACCUAACAGAGCUGUGUAUGUUUUGAUGAGUGGGUCCCAAUUUUGUUGCACUCUUGCACACACAUAACCAUCAAGAUACAGAUGUAAAUUCCAUUUCCUCUGACUGACUAGUGGCAUAUAUCAUGAAAAAGCAGGAAAGGAAAGGCCGCAGGCUAGCAGACAUUGAUACAAUCAGUGGAGAUAUCAUGAAAAAUACCCAGUUUCUAUAUUUUAGAAGAGAAAUCCACAGAGAACCUUUGGAAUAUUGAGCUGAAGAGCUGUCGUACAAGACAGGAGUCAAAUUCAGUAAUCACUUUGCACUUUAGUUCUGUAUGCAGCAUUCAUGUUGUAACCUGGUAAAACACUGCAGAUGUUCUGCUCUGUAGUGCGCAUGCAGGAUAUGCAGCUAUUCCCAUUGCAAGAAAUAAGCCAAACUUUGCAAACAUUAUCCUGGGUUCAUAAAAUGUAUUUGUUGUUUUUGACUCUAUUUGGUUCUUCCAUUUCCACUUCAAGUGUAUUUAUAAUGCAAUUUUUAAUCAUUCUGGUGUGGCAAGUAAGAUUAUUAAAUCAUGUGUAACAA
Molecule: messenger RNA, 4158 nt
Organism: Cheilinus undulatus (humphead wrasse)
Lineage: Eukaryota; Metazoa; Chordata; Actinopteri; Labriformes; Labridae
Gene: aacs
Product: acetoacetyl-CoA synthetase
Exons: 18
Coding region: 182-2212 (676 amino acids)
Biological process (GO): positive regulation of insulin secretion; lipid metabolic process
Cellular component (GO): cytosol
Molecular function (GO): acetoacetate-CoA ligase activity
Source: RefSeq, a predicted model, not a curated record